AUGAACCGGCCACUUUUGUUCUGCUUCGUCUUCCUUUCAAGCAUUUUUUCACUUAUACACGCCCACUCGGUAGCCCCCGGAGCUAGUCUCAACAAUUGUCAGAACCUGGAAAGGGUCAACCGCACCCUCCACCACGUCUCCCCGAUCCUUGAGAGGCUCUCUCAGAUUAGUGCGGGUAAUGGCAAGGAAGUGACGCCCGCCCAAAAUGGAACCGUCGGCGCCACCCAUAAAAGAGGCCUUAGCGAUAAACUCCAACAAAUCCAAUCCGCAGAGGCGCGACUCAAGCAAUCCAAGGAAAAGGUUUUGAGCAAGAUGACGACCUGCCAAGAACCCAACGUGGGCGCAAACGAUGUAUUGCAAAGUACUAGGCGGGAUGAUGAAGAAAAGUGCACACUUGACGAAGUAUUGGAAGAAUUGUUGGAUGAGGUAACGGAUACGCUGGAUUGUCUGUUGUCAGUUACUUUUCCGUUGUUGGGAGGUGUGGUGGAUAUGGUGUCCAAUAUACUAGGUGGAAUUGUGAACUUGGCUACCGAUCUGCUUGAUCUUGAUUAA
Molecule: messenger RNA, 552 nt
Organism: Aspergillus caelatus
Lineage: Eukaryota; Fungi; Ascomycota; Eurotiomycetes; Eurotiales; Aspergillaceae
Exons: 1
Coding region: 1-552 (183 amino acids)
Source: RefSeq, a predicted model, not a curated record